AUGGCAAUAGUAGAAGAACUGUAUUAUUUACCAGAAGAAUGUUGGGAACAUAUAUUGAAAAUAUUCCUCAAGGAAUGCGGCUACCACAGCCGUUACUUGCAAUCUCCAUCCGUCGUCUCGAAACAGUUUCUCUCUGUAACAGACCAUUGUACAUCCUCUCUUACAAUCUUUAACCAAACCCUCCCUUUCCUUCCUCGACUCUUCCAAAGAUUCACCAACCUCACCUCCCUCGACCUCAGUCACUUCACGGGUAACCGUGACGUGCUUCUAACCAACAUCUCUCGUUUCGGCUUACAAGUCAAAUCACUUAAUCUCUCUAACCACUGCUACAUUCCCGUAUAUGGUUUACAUGUUUUCUCUCAACAAAUUACAACUUUGACCUCUCUAAUUUGUUCAGGCAUUUAUUCCUUCCGUAAGUCUGAUCUUUUCCUUAUUGCUGAUUGUUUUCCUUUUCUUGAAGAACUUGACCUAAGUUCAAGUUCUUCUGAAUAUUAUAGUUUCUAUGAAGAUUUUGAUAUAAAUGCUGUUUCAUUAGCACUCCCUAAGCUCCGCAAGGUUAAUUUCUCAGGUAGCAAUUAUAUUAAGGACUCAUCACUUUUUCAUCUUUGUAAAAAUUGUGAGUUUCUUGAAGAGGUUGUGAUGUUUAAUUGCAAACACUUAACUCAUUUUGGCAUUGCUUCUGCUAUCCGUGAAAGACCAUAUUUGAGGUCUCUCUGCACUAAUUUACCAAGAAUACUGAACAUCGAUAUGGAGUUGAUCGAUUCUCUACGGAGUUUGAAGUGUUUGAGCGUCCUUGAUUUGUCAUGUUCAUUUAUCUCGGAUCAAUUGCUCUCAUCUCUUGCAGAUGAAGGACUACCUUUGAGGAGACUCGUGCUAAGAGAUUGUGGCGGCUAUAGUUAUACUGGAAUCUUAGACUUGUUAUCUAAGUCUCCUCGUUUUCUACAGCAUUUGGAUCUUCAACAUGCUAUGUUUCUAAAUGAUCAACUUGUUGCUGAGUUGUCUAAGUAUCUUUUAUCUUUGGUAUCUAUAAACCUUCGUUAUUGUAGUAAACUCACAGAAUCAACAUUAUUUGUACUUGUUGAAACAUGUCCUUUCCUAGAUGAGAUAAGAAUGGAAUACACACAUAUUGGAAAAUCCUGUGUAGACAAGUAUAGUUCUUUUAGGGAUUCUGUUGUAAACCGUCGAAUGAAAAUGAAGUCUCUCCAUUUGGGUUACAAUCAAUAUUUGAACAAUGAAACCAUCAAAUUCUUUGCUUCAAUCUUCCCAAAUUUGCAGCUGAUUGAUGUGAGCGAAUGUCAUUGCAUAUCUGAUGAUGGUAUAGUUGAAGUUUUAAGAUGUUGUCAAAUUAUGCAUUUGAAUUUAACUUCUUGUCAAAAAGUGAACCUACUUGCGAUGAACUUCCAAGUUCCUAAAUUGGAGGUGUUGAACUUGUCAUUUACAAGAAUUGACGAUAAAACACUUGAUGCGAUCUCAAAGAGUUGCACAGGGCUAUUACAAUUGGAUUUGAAAAGAUGUUAUAAUAUCACAGGGAAGGGAGUGAAGCAAGUGGUAGAAAACUGCACACAGCUGAGAGAGAUAAAUUUGCAGCAUUGUUGCAAAGUGUCUUCUGAUGUUGAUUUUCAGACGGCGAUGGUAUUGUUGAGGCCAUCAUUGAGAAAGAUUAUACCUCCCUAUGAUUUUCGUCCUAGUAACAGCAAGUGGAAACCCUUAUUUGGUCGUGGAUGCUUUCGUUUUUAG
Molecule: messenger RNA, 1737 nt
Organism: Trifolium pratense (red clover)
Lineage: Eukaryota; Viridiplantae; Streptophyta; Magnoliopsida; Fabales; Fabaceae
Product: dynein regulatory complex subunit 6-like
Exons: 1
Coding region: 1-1737 (578 amino acids)
Biological process (GO): SCF-dependent proteasomal ubiquitin-dependent protein catabolic process
Cellular component (GO): SCF ubiquitin ligase complex
Source: RefSeq, a predicted model, not a curated record